Molecule: messenger RNA, 623 nt
Organism: Trichoderma reesei QM6a
Lineage: Eukaryota; Fungi; Ascomycota; Sordariomycetes; Hypocreales; Hypocreaceae
Gene: hh2a
Product: histone H2A
Exons: 3
Coding region: 98-505 (135 amino acids)
Cellular component (GO): nucleosome
Molecular function (GO): DNA binding; protein heterodimerization activity; structural constituent of chromatin
Source: RefSeq, a predicted model, not a curated record
GCACGAUUACCAUUCUGACAUUUGCCGCAUCUCGCGCAUCUCGCAUCAACACUUUACGUUACUUUUUCCACGUUAACCAAAAACCCCCAACUUCAAAAUGACUGGCGGCGGCAAAUCUGGCGGCAAGGCCUCUGGCUCCAAGAACGCUCAAUCCCGUUCCUCCAAGGCCGGUCUCGCGUUCCCCGUUGGUCGUGUCCACCGUCUUCUCCGCAAGGGCAACUACGCUCAGCGUGUUGGUGCCGGUGCUCCCGUCUACCUCGCCGCUGUCCUCGAGUACCUCGCUGCCGAAAUCCUCGAGCUGGCUGGCAACGCCGCUCGUGACAACAAGAAGACCCGUAUCAUCCCCCGUCACCUUCAGCUCGCCAUCCGAAACGAUGAGGAGUUGAACAAGCUGCUGGGACACGUCACCAUCGCCCAGGGUGGUGUUCUGCCAAACAUCCACCAGAACCUCCUGCCCAAGAAGACAACUGGCAAGGCCGGCAAGGGCUCCAGCCAAGAAUUGUAAUUUUACCGUUGGUCUUUCUGCGCUUUCUUUCGAGGUCGUUUUGGUUGUCAUAAAGGGGUCAAGGGAUAAGGUUUACGGUUGCUUUUGUACGUCUGGGUUGUACAUUAAUCCCCCACGG